Molecule: messenger RNA, 156 nt
Organism: Peronospora matthiolae
Lineage: Eukaryota; Oomycota; Peronosporomycetes; Peronosporales; Peronosporaceae
Source: the annotation of a GenBank genome assembly
AUGUCGAUCAGAUCCCCGCCACAAGCUCUGUCAGCUCACGCACGUAUCCCGGCUCCUACUGUUUCCUCCGGAGCUUCGCCACCCGCUGGGGUAGAUAAUCCGUCGUCGAAUCCGUCGUCGAUUCCGUCGCGAGCCGCGGCACCCGCUGGGGCAUAG